AUGAUCAUAGAGCGUGAACUCCCUCUUUUGAGUUUGAAACUUACAUUGAUCGUUGUUUCGAUUUUCCUUUUUCUUAUAAACCGACCAAAUCUUGAUCUAAAAAACUAUGGCAGAGAAACCAAGAACGUGCAUGAGCAUGAAGUGCCAAAGGUAGCAACGGAGGAAUCAUCUGCGGAGACGGGAGAGGUUACAGAUCGUGGUAUGUUCGACUUCUUGAAAAAGAAGAAUGAGGGAAAAAAAUCAGAAGAGACGAUCAACUCAGCGUUCGAGCAGAAGGUUCAGGUUUCUGAGCCGGUCCCUGAGGUUAAACACGAGGAAGAGGAGAAGAAGCCUAGUCUCCUUGAAAAACUUCACCGAAAUGACAGCUCUUCUAGCUCCUCAAGCGAGGAAGAAGGUGAAGAUGGUGAGAAGAGGAAGAAGAAGAAAAAGGAUAAGAAGAAGACUGCUACUGAAGGAGAGGUGCAAACAGAGGAGGAUAAGAAAGGGUUUAUGGACAAGCUCAAGGAGAAGCUUCCAGGACACGGAAAGAAACCCGAAGAUGACUCAGCCAUUGCGGCUGCACCGGUUGUUGCUCCUCCUGUGGAGGAAGCGCAUCCGGCUGAGAAGAAGGGGAUCUUGGAGAAGAUUAAAGAGAAGAUUCCAGGAUACCACUCAAAGACCGAUGAGGAGGAGAAGAAAGGUGAUCACUGAAAACAUGAAUACUAAUAAUGAUGAGAGACAUGGUGUGUUGUUUCUGAUGGAUGAUUAUCAUCUUUUUUCUUUUGUGCUGUUGAAGUUUGUUGGCUUCUUUAUAGUUUAUUUCACAGUUUCCCUAUUUUUCUCUUUGUUGUGUGUUUAGUGUAUGGUUUGUAUUUUGAAGUUAUGAAUAUUUCCAUUCCUUUUAGU
Brassica oleracea var. oleracea is the source of this 885-nucleotide messenger RNA. Its product is annotated as dehydrin ERD14-like. The coding region runs from base 1 to 690 and encodes 229 amino acids. NCBI's taxonomy places the organism in Eukaryota, Viridiplantae, Streptophyta, Magnoliopsida, Brassicales, Brassicaceae. Gene Ontology annotation, cellular component: membrane. The transcript is spliced from 3 exons. The record is from RefSeq and is a predicted model, not a curated record. Gene Ontology annotation, biological process: response to water.